Messenger RNA from Cavenderia fasciculata, 1944 nucleotides. RefSeq lists its product as uncharacterized. Bases 1 to 1944 code for a protein of 647 amino acids. NCBI's taxonomy places the organism in Eukaryota, Evosea, Eumycetozoa, Acytosteliales, Cavenderiaceae. Gene Ontology annotation, molecular function: protein binding. The transcript is spliced from 6 exons. The record is from RefSeq and is a predicted model, not a curated record.
AUGUAUGAUAUUUUUUUUCAUUGCAUUGUUAUAAAUAAUAAUAAUAAUAAUAAUGAAUACUAUAUAGUGAAAUAUAUUAGACAAUUGAUAUUCAAUCAGAUAGAUGUGAUAUCAAAUCAAUUGUAUCCAUCAUCAGCAGCAGUUGAUGACGAUGAAAAUCAUAGUCAAAGCAAACGACGACCAUCAUCAUCAUCAUCAUUAAAAGGAAGAGAUAUUAUCAAAUUACCUAGACUUGAAAUGAUAUCAAAGUAUGGAAUACCAUGGGACUUUAUUAGACAUUAUCUACCUAAAGAUUGUAAUCAAAUAGUGGUACAAAGAAGAAAAAGGGUGAUUACUCAAUACUGUUAUCAUCCAAAUGCAACAUUGGAUACUCUUAUUCAUCUUGUGGAAUGGUCGAUUGGUAUAGACUUUGAAUGGAAUCUAUUAGAGAAAAAUAGAGAGAAAAUAAUAAAUCAAGAGAUAUUGGAAUACCUAAUCAAGAAAUGUCCAAUUGUCGAUGGAGAGAUUAACAGCUUUCUCAAUGAUGCAAUGAAUAAUGCAUGUGAAGAAGAUGGUCAUUUCUCAAUUAUCAAGUUAAUAUGCUCUAUCAAAGGUGUACAACUUGAAAGUACCUCUACAAUAGACGCUGCUAGUAGUAAAGGAUUCAUUGACAUUGUAAAGUAUUUACACGAGAAUAGAACUGAUUUUGAAUGUACUACUGAUGCAAUGAACGAAGCAGCAAAGAAUAACUAUUUAGAUAUUGUAAACUUUCUUCAUUUAAAUAGAACGGAAGGUUGUUCAAAAGAUGCUAUGGAUAAUGCAGCUGAAAAUGGUCAUUUACACAUGAUUCAAUUCUUACAUGAAAAUCGUCAAGAAGGAUGCUCAGAAUAUGCUAUGGAUAGAGCAUGUGGUGGAGGAUUUAUAGAUAUAGUAAAGUUUCUUCAUUUCAAUCGUAGUGAAGGUGCAUCAAAGAGAGCUAUGGAUAUGGCUGCAAUGAACGGUCACAUAGAAAUUGUAAAGUUUCUUUCAGAGCAUCGUAGUGAAGGUGCAACAAUCAAUGCUAUGAAUUAUGCAUCUAAAAAUAAUCACAUGGAUAUUGUAAAGUAUCUUCAUUUCAAUCGUAGUGAAGGUGCAUCAACCAAUGCUAUGGAUUGGGCAGCUGAAAAAGGUCACAUUGAAAUGGUCAAAUUCCUUUCAGAGCAUCGGACUGAAGGUGCAACAAUCUAUGCAGUGAAUACGGCAGUUUAUGAGGGUCACCUUGAAAUGGUUAAAUUCCUUUUAGAGCAACAACGUAUAGAAGGACAACUAUCAGCAGCUGUACGACAUGCUGCUAAUAAUGGAAACAUUGAAAUGUUAUCGUAUCUUGUCAGCGCUGCCAAUGUAACAUGUGAAUCUUAUUAUUUAUUGGAUGCACUUGAUCAUGGGAAAUUGGAUGUAUUCUAUUUCUUUCAUGACCAUUUCUCUAAUUGCAAGAUUUGGAAGAUUAUGGAUUACGCUUCUUCAAACGGACACUAUGAUGCCGUAAAGUUCCUUCAUUUUAAUAGAACUGAACGUGCAACUACCGAUGCCAUCGAUUUGGCAUCUCGAUACGGCUACAUUGAUAUUGUACACUUUCUUCAUGAAAAUCGUAGUGAAGGUGCAACAACUGAUGCCAUGGAUGAUGCAUCAAUGUUUGGAAACUUUGAAAUUGUAAAAUUCCUUCACGAGCAUCGUAGUGAAGGUGCAACAACCAAUGCUAUGGACGAUGCAGCUAAAAAUGGCUACAUUGAUAUCGUAAAGUUUCUUCAUUUCAAUCGCAGUGAAGGCGCAACAACCAAAGCUUUGGAUUGGGCAUCUGAAAACGGCUACAUUGAUGUGGUCAAGUUCCUUCAUGAGCAUCGUACAGAAGGUGCAACCACCUAUGCUAUGGAUAGGGCAGCUAAAAAUAAUCACUUUCAAGUUUUCCAAAAUCAUUCAACAAAUUAA